Molecule: messenger RNA, 1570 nt
Organism: Filobasidium floriforme
Lineage: Eukaryota; Fungi; Basidiomycota; Tremellomycetes; Filobasidiales; Filobasidiaceae
Exons: 7
Coding region: 124-1170 (348 amino acids)
Source: RefSeq, a predicted model, not a curated record
CUAUCGCAUAUACCCUUGUCAACCACUGAGCCAAUACUACUAGUUCGUGUCUCUCUCUGUACCUCACUGUUCGAGUGAGAAUCGGAACCUACGACCACAUCAGGAAGCCGACCCGCAGGAUUGAUGAUUCGCGACUCGACCUCAUCGAUGCUCGCCGACUGCACCGGUGGCCGUGGUGGUCGCUUUGCUGGCAAGCUCACCGAGGCUCCUCGAGAUUCUGCCGUAUUUCGGUCUAUCGCUGUCACCUAUACAUACCCAGAGCCCGAAGGAUGGUCCUUCUGGCGAACGCCCAGCGUCAUCUAUCUUUCUUUCGUUAUACGGACGCCUUCAAUCGAGAGACCGAUCUAUGUACAUCGUCAACAUCUGAUCUGGGCUUGGGAAUAUCUGCGUCAAGUCAAUCGAAAACGAUGGAGCCUUUUUCUUAGGUGUCACGAUGAAGAUGUCAGGAAACGCUUCCGAUUCACAGCUGAAGACAUGGCCGUGAUGUAUGAAUGGGAGGAGGAAUCGCUGAGACUGUUUAAUACCUUUGGAGCGCAUCUGGAUCGUCUUGCCGACUUUGAGGAAGCGGGCUUGAAGCCCUGCUCUUUCGGUCAGGGAUUGAUGCAAGUUCCGAAAGAUAACUUAUUUAUCCCCACCAUCGACGUUCCUACGCGCCCGGAAUAUUUCCCAGCUGCCUUCUUCAUCUAUGCUAUCCGGGUCUUACAAGGUCGGGCAGGACUGAGUGACCUUGAAGAUGUUCACCUUCGACGCAGAGUUCAAGAAUGCAUCUCCUCAACGCCCGAGGCCGAUUAUGAUAUCGGCAACGAGGCGAGUUAUCUUGUAUCGGUGAAGCUGGACGAGGAAAUUUUGGAUCCCGUGGAUGAGCCGGACGUGGCAAGGUUGAUCAAAGUUGGUGCCGUCCCGGAGCAAGUUUGUCGCCAUGAGCCGCUAGAUCCCGAUACCCUGACGAAGCUCUUCAGAGAGGAGAGUCUCCGUGUAUCUGUUCAAGGCUCUCGGCCAAUACAACCAGCAGAUGACGGACUUCCUGAUCCUUACGAAUUGUUCGAGUCUUUCCUGCAUUUCGAACCGGUUGAAUGGUUGGUCAGCAAGGCCUCAUGGGAAGCCGAACCCCUCUCUACACACUCGUCCCCACCAGAGUCCGGCGAACCGAAUGAAACCCGCUCGGUCUAGCCGAGAAGUUUCAGGAAUCGAAAGAAGGGACGGCCGGGUCGAACCACCAAUGAGGACGUCCCGUCAGUCGCCCUUCCAUACAUGAACAGAGUUCUUGUACAAACCGAGGUCGUGGAUCGGCUUCCUCCUAUCAUAUCCCUGCUAUCGGAUCACUCGAUAGGUAACUUACGGGUCGCGGAUUGGGCAAACAACUUUCUGGCCCGACGAUGUCACCACUCCGGACGAGAUCGGCCGUUUCUCACACUUGGAAAGCUGUGCUGCGGAAUGAUUUCAAGCAGUCCCAGGACUAUCACCCGUGCGAGCGAAAGAAAGAUAGGCUUAUCAGGCGGGCUGCUCUAUCGUUGUAUCAUGAUACUGCAAAUAUCCCUUCAUGUGAUGAAAUACUCGAGAUACGCCGCAA